AUGGACAAAUUCUGGGGUAUCAAAUUAAAUACUGCCCUACGGAUAUAUAAGGCGGUACUAGUACCGAGCUUAACAUAUGCUGCUGUUGUUUGGUGGCCUAGAGUAAAAAAAAUGGAGUCAAAGAAUCUGCUAAAAAGCCUACAGAGUAAUUACCUGAGAGCUGCGACAGGGACUAUGAAAACGACACCAACAGAAGCGUUGGAAAUAGCGCUCUGCAUCCCACUUCUAAAUUUGACAAUCAUAAGCGCGGCCAGACUUACAGCAUAUAGACUGAGGUGUCAAGGGGAGUGGAGAAAUUUCGGGCGGGACCAUACCAGGCUCGGUUUUUUUCACAAACCUCUCUUUACCUUAAAACAGGAUAAAAUAUCCGGAAUAUGCCAAGUGGUCAAAACGUUUUCUAUAAACUUGACCAGACUGGAGGGGCAGACUGGAAAAACGGAAAUCUUCAGAUCCAGCCGGGCGUUCAGGCCUGGUUCACUGAUGGAUCUGGAGCAAACGGUCGCUUUGGAGCGGGCAUAUACUGUCCAGGAUCAAAUCACAGGGAGUCGUUCUUUUUGGGUAGGUUGGCCACGGUCUUUUAAGCGGAAGUAUUGGCCAUUCUGGAAUGUGCAAGACUCCUACUAUCAAAAAAAAAAAACAAAAAAGAGAAGGAUCAACAUCUAUACAGAUAGUAAAGCAGCCAUAGAAGCUCUUGCUAAGACCACCACUGAAUCCUCAGUGGUCUGGGACUGUAUGCAAGCUCUAAAUAGUUUGGGUGAGCGAAACAGCAUCACGCUAGUCUGGGUACGUGGCCACCAAGGUAUUCAAGGGAACGGAAUGGCUGACAGUCUGGCAAAACUAAACACCUUAGAGGAACCAGCCUGUCAGAGAGUUGGAGUCUCUUUUGCAAUAAGGAAAAACCACAUCAAAGACUGGCUGAAACGGGAGCACAGGACCGCUUGGGUGAAACUGAAGAGCUGCCGCCAGGCCAAGGUCCUGAUGACACAGCCAUUGCCAGGUAGAACAAAGGAACUACUGACUAUGGGUAAGUACAAACAAAGAUUGUGUAUCGGUCUUCUCACAAGGCAUUGGGCCUUCAGGGCACAUUUAUUCAACUUAGGCCUAGUUGAGGAGAGUAGGUGUAGAUUUUGCGGUGAGGAAAGAGAGGACAGCGUGCACAUAUUGUUUCGCUGCCCGUCUCUAGUACUCAAGAGGUUCAAAUCUCUGGGCUCCAUGUUCGUGGAGCCCGAAGACCUGAAAAUACACAAUAUCGGCCAUCUGUGUAGCCUGGCAGCAAAUGCCGGGCUAAAACAGCCUGGACGAUAA
Messenger RNA from Pseudomyrmex gracilis, 1305 nucleotides. RefSeq lists its product as uncharacterized. The transcript has a single exon. NCBI's taxonomy places the organism in Eukaryota, Metazoa, Arthropoda, Insecta, Hymenoptera, Formicidae. The record is from RefSeq and is a predicted model, not a curated record. Gene Ontology annotation, molecular function: RNA-DNA hybrid ribonuclease activity; nucleic acid binding. The coding region runs from base 1 to 1305 and encodes 434 amino acids.